Onychostoma macrolepis is the source of this 3359-nucleotide messenger RNA. RefSeq names its product lamin B1 (gene lmnb1). The coding region runs from base 1344 to 3095 and encodes 583 amino acids. The transcript has 12 exons. The record is from RefSeq and is a predicted model, not a curated record. Lineage: Eukaryota; Metazoa; Chordata; Actinopteri; Cypriniformes; Cyprinidae.
AAAAAGCAAUCUUAAUGGUAGCUUCUCUGAUCAGGUUCACUCUUGCACAUGGCUGAAUAUACUACAGAUGUACUCUGCUAGAUUCUCAUACAAGUGCUUCAUCUGUAAAUCUGCAAGAAAUACAAACAUGCAUAAACAACGCAUUACAAGUAACUGGUAAAGUAAUGCAUUACUUUUUAAUUUACUAGAAAAUAUGAGUUACUGUUUCAAACAAGUAAUGCAAGUUAUUUUGUGUUCCCAUUUAUUGACAGUCGUGUGCGCCGUGAGCGUGAUGGUUACUGUAGCUCUAGACUGAAUGUGAUUAUGCAUUACUCAAACAGAAACAGUGAAAUGCACUCAGAAUAUGAUUCAAACCUGCAAUAAUUAAAUGUUAAAUUCCACAAAUAUACUUUAUUUUAGUAUUGCUGACUUCUGCUGUGUCCUAUUCUUUGUCCAAUCUAGAAUUGCAGCACAGUUUAAAGGUUUGUUUGUGUUAAUUCACAUUUCCUUCAGCUGGAGAGAAAAGGGCUUUUAUAUUUGCCUUAAAAGUCAUGGAGGCGUUUUACUCUGUGUCCACCUGAUGAAAUAUUUUCAGCUGAUGCGUUUCUUAUAUUUAGCACUUCCCCGUGUGUCACUUUAAAAUUUCAGGAUAAAUCUGACCUUCUUUAACACAUCAAAUGCAUGCUAACAGUUGUGUUUGGGUAAAAACUGCAAAGAUUGACACCUGAAAAACAAAUAUAAAUUUGAAUCUCUAUAAAUCCUAGACUGAAAAGUCAUGAAACUUCUGAUCAUCAUGAGAGGAAACCUAAAUCAGCAGCAUGGCAUUCACACUGGCUCUGGAUUCACAGGAGCAAUGGUGUGUUGAUAUGUAGCACGUGCAGCUGUAUGAUCUAUUAUUCCGUAUGAUUUCAGCAGAACUGCUUUCUGUAUCUGUAUUCAGUCAUAACACGCCUCGAUGAUCUUACAGUGAAACUGAAACAAACAGCGAAGUGUCCUUCAUAAAGUGUUUACUACUGCUAGUCUGAGACCGUUCACACUGAUUACUAUGAGAAGUCGACGCGGUUAUUGAUUGUGUGUGUUUACAGCACGUGCUUUCAGCGCGUUUUUGUGCAGUUUGAAUUUUGUCUCCAUAGCUCCGUUGGCCGUCUGAUGACGUGGCGGCGGCUGAUUGGCUGUCCGCGGUCACGUGUAAGUGUGGUUCUGAAGAGCGGCCAUAUUAGAUCAGUUCAUUCUUUCACGCGGCUGCACUCGGAGUAACGCUCCUUACUCUCAGAGUAACACUCACUCCGUACUCUACAGUGUACUGUUGAUGUAGGACGCUCUGUUCGCUCGGUGCGUCGUUUCUAUACUUCAUCAGUGGGAAGAUGGCGAGCGCGGCGCGGACCCCGGCCGGCCAGAAGUCGCUGCCCCGCGGCAGCAGUUCUCCUCUGAGCCCCGCGCGGAUCUCCCGCCUGCAGGAGAAGCAGGAGCUGCAGCACCUCAACGACCGGCUGGCCGCCUACAUCGACGCGGUGCGCCGCCUGGAGUCGGAGAACAGCGCGCUGCAGCUGCAGGUCAGCGAGCGCGAGGAGACGCGCAGCCGCGAGGUCACCGGCCUCAAAGCGCUCUACGAGACGGAGCUGGCGGACACGCGCACGGCGCUGGACGAUACGGCGCGGGAGCGCGCGCGCCUGCAGCUCGAGCUGGGCAAGCUGAAGAGCGAGCACGAGCAGCUGCAGCACACGUGUGUGAAGAAGGACGCGGAGCUGGCGAGCGCUCAGGCCCGGCUCAGAGAAGCUGAAGCCCUGCUGAACUCUAGAGAAGCGGCUCUGAACACGGCCGAGUCGGAGAGGAAGGCUCUGGAGAUCAGCGUCACAGACCUGCAGCUCCAGCUCCAGGAGCUGGAGGGAGGACUGAGCUCGGCGAAGAAGCAGCUGUCAGAUGAGACUCUGCUGCGCGUGGAUCUGGAGAACCGCUGCCAGAGCCUCGUGGAGGAGCUGGACUUCAGGAAGAACAUGUUCGAGGAGGAGGUCAAGGACACGCGGCGCAGGCUGGAGACGCGUCUGGUGGAGGUGGACUCGGGUCAUCAGAUGGAGUUCGAGUUCAAGCUGGCCGCGGCGCUGGCUGAUAUGAGACAGCAGCACGACGAGCAGGUCCGGCUCUACAAGGACGAGAUGGAGCAGACCUACACAGCCAAGCUGGAGAACGUGCGUCUGUCCUCGGAGAUGAACAGCUCUUCAGCGAGCAUGGCCCGUGAGGAGCUGCGUGAGUCGUCGCUGAGAGUCGAGAGUCUGGCCGCUCAGCUCACCAGCCUGCAGAAAGAGGCGCGUGCGUGGCAGGAUCAGAUCAGUGAGCUGGAAGCGGCUCUGAGCCGCGAGAAGGAUCUGAGCCGCAGGCUACUGGCGGAGAAGGAGCGAGAGAUCGCAGAGAUCCGAGCCAAGAUGCAGCAGCAGCUGGAUGAGUACGAGCAGCUGCUGGACGUGAAGCUGGCGCUGGACAUGGAGAUCAACGCCUACCGGAAGCUGCUGGAGGGAGAGGAGGAGAGGCUGAAGCUGUCUCCCAGCCCCUCGGCUCGUGUGACGGUGUCCCGGGCGUCCUCCAGCCGCAGCGUCCGCACCGCGCGAGGGAAGAGGAAGCGUGUGGACGUGGAGGAGUCCGAGGCCAGCAGCAGCGUCAGCAUCGCUCACUCCGCCUCUGCCACUGGAAACGUCUGCAUCGACGAGCUGGACGUGGACGGGAAGUUCAUCCGCUUGCACAACAGCUCUGAGCAGGAUCAACCCAUGGCCGGGUUUCAGCUGACCAGAACAAUCGGUGAUGUUUCUGCUACGUAUAAAUUCACUGCCAAAUACGUCCUGAAGGCUGGACAGAAAGUCACGAUCUGGGCGUCUAAUGCGGGCGUGAGCUCCAACCCUCCGACGGACCUGAUCUGGAAGAACCAGAGCUCAUGGGGGAGCGGCGAGGACAUUAAAGUGCUUCUGCUGAGCCCAGAAGGAGAGGAAGUAGCUGUGAGGAGCACAGUAUUCAAGACUGCAGUGGAGGAGGAGGAGGAGGAAGAGGAAGCUGAAGUCAUUGAGGAGCGUUUCUUUCACCAGCAGGGAGAUCCUCGUACUGCUAAGAGGGGUUGUGCGAUCAUGUGACCAGCACUACAGCCAAUCAGAGCUGCCAGCUGCACCACCUUCCUGUGUGGUCUUAUUAUUUUGAGUGAAUCUUUUCUGUUUGUUUUGAAUUAUGCUUUUUAAAGUCUUUUUCACUUCAGUUUGUUUCAGAUUUUGUGACCCGUUUAUCAGCUUAAAUUGAAUGAACCAAAUGUUUUUCUCUUCAUUUGUAAGUUGUAACUGUGAGGACUCUUUUCUAGACUCGUCCACGUCAGAUUCUGUGACUAACCUCUUUUUUUUUUUUUU